Molecule: messenger RNA, 2268 nt
Organism: Fusarium odoratissimum NRRL 54006
Lineage: Eukaryota; Fungi; Ascomycota; Sordariomycetes; Hypocreales; Nectriaceae
Exons: 5
Coding region: 1-2268 (755 amino acids)
Biological process (GO): carbohydrate metabolic process
Molecular function (GO): hexosyltransferase activity; UDP-glycosyltransferase activity
Source: RefSeq, a predicted model, not a curated record
AUGUCACAAUAUACGGAUUACUACCAGUACGAAGGCAACCUUGCGGAGGCAACUUUACAACAACAACCGACAGUUCAAGAUGAUGGCCGGCUUGGGCUACAGCUCGACUCCCGAACGAUCAAUGCCCUCACCCGCACUUCGAGACCAAAACUCGGUCGGGUUCCACAGCUCAGUCACAGAUGGUCCAAGGCUCUGGCUCCGCAGCCCCGACCUGCUGAUUCCGAACCGUUCACAACCAAACUCAAUAUUGUCAUCCAAGUCGUUGGCAGCCGCGGCGACGUCCAACCUUUCGUCGCAUUGGGCACUGAGUUAAAACGACACGGCCACAGGGUGAGACUCGCCACUCACAAUACAUUUGAGUCUUUUGUGCAUGACUCUGGGUUAGAGUUCUAUCCUAUUGGUGGCGAUCCUACAGAGUUGAUGGCGUACAUGGUUCGCAACCCUGGCCUUAUCCCUAGCGUACAAAGUCUCAAAGCCGGUGAUAUAGGGAAGAAGAGGAUAAUGGUUGAAGAGAUGCUGCGGGGCUGUUGGCUUUCUUGUGUCAAUCCGGAUCCCAUCACUUUUGCCCCUUUUGUGGCAGAUGCCAUUAUUGCAAACCCCCCCAGUUUCGCCCAUAUUCACUGUGCCCAGGCUCUAGGAAUUCCCUUGCAUAUGAUGUUUACCAUGCCUUGGACAAGCACAGCUGCUUUUCCGCAUCCGUUGGUCAAUGUCAAGUUUGGACGAGUAGAUGCUGCGGAACAGAUGAAGGUUAACUACCUGUCCUAUGGAGUAGUUGAAGUAUUAACCUGGCAAGGGCUCGGAGAUAUUAUCAACAAAUGGCGAGCGACGUUGGAUCUGGAGGAUAUAGCUUUCUCUCAGGGGCCAAGGCUAACAGAGAAGCUUGGUAUUCCAUUCACAUACUGCUGGUCGCCAGCUCUGGUGCCUAAACCUCGAGACUGGAGCGAGAAUGUAGAUGUGUGCGGUUUCUUCUUCCGCGACCCUCCCGAUUAUACACCGCCUCCAGCUCUCGCCGAGUUUCUGCGCGACGGCCCUACACCUAUAUACAUCGGGUUUGGUAGCAUCGUGAUCGAUGACCCGAAUGCGUUAUCUCAUAUGCUAUUGGAGGCGAUCCGCAUUACCGGAACGAGAGCAUUGAUCUCUCGGGGCUGGAGUAAGCUGGACGGACCCCAGAGCGACAAUGUGAUGUUCCUUGGAGAUUGCCCGCAUGAAUGGCUGUUUCAACGAGUGAGUGCUGUGAUGCACCAUGGUGGUGCUGGUACUACUGCAUGUGGUCUGCUCUACGGGAAACCAACCACGAUUGUCCCCUUUUUUGGAGAUCAACCUUUCUGGGGCAAUAUGGUAGCAAGCUCUGGGGCUGGGCCAGAACCUAUCCCGCAAAAGGCUAUAACUGUUGGGAGACUCGUCGAAGCGAUAGAAUUUUGCUCGACACCCCAAGCUGCGGAAGCCGCUGCGUCCAUCGCGAGCAAAAUGCAGUCUGAAAAUGGCGUCAAACAGGCCGUCGCAUCCUUUCACAAACACCUCCGUCCCUACGUUGUCGAAUGUGAUAUCAUCAAAGGACUCCCGGCCGUUUGGGAGUAUUCGAGGAGACGGAACACCAUAAAACUGUCGAAGCUCGCUGCGGACAUUCUCAUGACUCAUCUCAAAAUCGAUGGCAAUAAGCUACAACAGAUUGAAACACGUAAGAUCAUCAUCGAGACCCGUCGCUGGGACCCUCUGACUGGCGUGCUCGCCGCCGUGCUGGGCGCCACCACAGACGUCGCCAGGGCAGCAGUACGCGCCGUCAAGCAGCCAGUCAGAACACUGUCUCGUCGAGAUCAGCACGACCAAAGAGAUGAGUUGAACUCUAUAGAGCUUAGACCAACCAAUUUCUACAUCAGACCGAAGGAAAGUCGGAGUUGUGUGGCUGUGACCAAAUCAGCGGCAUUAGCAUUUGUGUUGGGGCUAGGAGCACUGGUCAAAGCUGUCGCAACUGCCAUCGUUGAGAUCCCAUUUACCUUCACCGAGGGUUUGUGGCAAUUUCCCCGGCUGUGGGGUCACCAAGUUAGGGAUUUCGGAGUAAUUCGAGAUUGGAAGGCUGGCCUCGCAACCUGGCUUCAGGUGCUUGUGUUUGCUUUUUAUGACGGGCUCACAGGCCUGUUCGUUCAGCCGUAUCUAGGCGCGAAAGAAGACGGUCCCCUUGGUGUGUUCAAAGGCAUUGCUAAAGCGAUCGCAAACUUGCACUUGAUGCUGCUCGCAGGUACGUUUGUCACUUCUUUUCAGCCUGUUUGA